Molecule: messenger RNA, 1478 nt
Organism: Thrips palmi
Lineage: Eukaryota; Metazoa; Arthropoda; Insecta; Thysanoptera; Thripidae
Product: lambda-crystallin homolog
Exons: 6
Coding region: 314-1279 (321 amino acids)
Biological process (GO): fatty acid metabolic process
Molecular function (GO): NAD+ binding; oxidoreductase activity, acting on the CH-OH group of donors, NAD or NADP as acceptor
Source: RefSeq, a predicted model, not a curated record
CGGUCAGGCGUCGGCGUCAGGCGGUCACCGAGCGAAAGCAUUUCUCCGCUCGCGACAGCAGAGAGAGCGGGGCGCCAGGCCGUCAGGACACCGAACAGUCAGUUUUUCGUGAUAACGGUUCCCUUCAUACGCAGCCCUCAGAUAAACUGGCCGGGUAAACAACGCGACCCCGCGGUGCCCUGUGUGCUAACACCAGCUAACGAGACCGAGAAGCAAAGGCGUCCUCCGCAGCAGUGUAGCAGUCACCCGACAAACGAUCCCCUGUCAACACGGUCCGCCCGUCUAGCUCGGCGAGAAGACUAGGCAAUCGAAAAUGGCAGAAACUGUCGGCAUCGUUGGAAGUGGCCUCAUCGGCCGAAGCUGGGCCAUGCUGUUUGCUGGAGCUGGCUACAAGGUGCGGCUGUUUGAUAUCCUACCCGAACAGGUUCAAUCUGCCCUGGCUGAAAUAGAAAAGCAGUUGUACGAGCUUGAGAAAUCUAAACUUCUGCGUGGUUCAAGAUCGGCAAAGGAGCAGGUAGCUCUUAUUUCAGGAACAUCCAGUUUGAAGGAAUGCGUUUCAGGUGCAUUGCUUGUGCAAGAAUGCACGCCCGAAGUACUUGCUAUUAAAUUGAAAGCACUCAAGGACUUGGAUGUAGUUGUGGAAGCACCAACCAUCAUUUCAAGCUCAACCUCAACCCAUAUGCCAUCUGUUUUGAGCAAGGAUAUGAAGAACAAAGAGAGAUUCAUUGUUUCCCAUCCUGUUAACCCACCAUACUAUGUCCGAAUGGUCGAAAUAGUGCCAGCACCUUACACUGAAAGCUGGGUCCCACAGAAGGUUCGGUCUAUCAUGCAAGAAUUGGGUCAGGUUCCAGUUUCUUUGAAGAAAGAAGUACCUGGCUUUUCUCUCAACAGAAUUCAGUAUGUCAUCCUCAAUGAAGUGUGGCGUCAAGUGGAAGAGGGUGUUCUGGAUGUAGCGGAUGUUGACAAGGUCAUGUCUGAGGGCCUUGGCCCACGGUAUGCAUUUUUGGGAGCGCUGGAGACUGCUCACCUGAAUGCAGAAGGAAUGCAAAACUACUGUGAAAGAUAUGCUCCAACUAUCUACUCUGUCAGCCAGUCUAUGGGCCCAAUUCCUCACAUGCAGAAUGAAACACUGAAAACAGUGCAUAAGCAGCUGUGUGACAGCAUCCCACUUGAUAAGCUACAGGAAAGAAGGCAAUGGAGGGACACUUGUUUGACGAGAUUGUCAGUACUCAAGCAAGAAAUGGAAGCUAUGCCCAACACAGGUUUAGCCAAGAAGUAGUUCAAAAUUCACCAGUGCCAAGUUAAAUGGAAAUGUGCACAGGGAAAAUGAAGGUCGCAAUGAAGACCACUACAUAAUAGCCCAAUAAUAAGACCUAAAUAUAAAUAACCUCCAGACAAUGAGCUUCCUCUAACAAUGUUAAGUUAUAAUAAGAUUGUCAUAUCAUAAUACACAAUUAAUAAAGCUAGUUAAACCUUAA